AUGGCAAAUUUCCGUCGUUUCAGACCCGACGAUGUGAACAAGUUCUCAAAGUGCAAUCUCGACCCCUUUACCGAGACAUAUGAGCUCGGCUUCUACCUGCAGUACUACGCCAAAUGGCCCUCACUCUUCCAGGUCGCAGAGGACCAGGAUGGCAACAUCAUCGGCUACCUCAUGGGCAAGCUUGAGUCCUCCCCAGCCUACUACCAGGGCUCUGAGAACUACCUGCCGUGGCACGCACACAUCACCGCCCUGACGGUGGCCCCAGAGGCACGCCGGCUGGGCAUAGGGAAGCUGCUCAGUGAGCAGCUCGAGGCAGUUGCCGACGACAACAACGCCUGGUUCGUCGACCUGUUCGUGCGCGCCUCAAACCACAAGGCCAUCGCAUUCUACAAGAGCAUGGGCUACAGCGUCUACCGCGUCGUUAAGGAUUACUACGGUGACAACACCGAGGACCCAACCCUGGACAGCGAGGAUGCAUAUGACAUGCGCAAGUCCUGCAAGAGGGAUGCCAAGGGAGAGCAUGUGAGGGAGGACGGUAUGCAGCAUGAGGUCAAUCCCGAGGAUGUCUGGUGA
Molecule: messenger RNA, 573 nt
Organism: Diaporthe citri
Lineage: Eukaryota; Fungi; Ascomycota; Sordariomycetes; Diaporthales; Diaporthaceae
Exons: 2
Coding region: 1-573 (190 amino acids)
Biological process (GO): N-terminal peptidyl-methionine acetylation
Cellular component (GO): NatB complex
Molecular function (GO): protein-N-terminal amino-acid acetyltransferase activity
Source: RefSeq, a predicted model, not a curated record